Symbiodinium natans is the source of this 621-nucleotide messenger RNA. The record is from the annotation of a GenBank genome assembly. NCBI's taxonomy places the organism in Eukaryota, Dinophyceae, Suessiales, Symbiodiniaceae.
AUGAUCGCUGCUGCUUGGACAUGGGCGGCCAACACCAAGAAUCUUAGGCGGAACCCGGUGCAUGGUGAGGAAGAAGCAAAGCUGGUCUUGUCAGAUCAGUUUGAAGCACUCGACAAGACGACGCACGAGACUGGUAUGGAGGGUGACAUCGAUAUCGAGGAUGACAGCGGCUUCCUCUUCGAGAACGACCUUCCGGACAUUGAGGGCAACGAUGCCUCCUUGAUGAGCGGAGAGAUUGACCAAUGCAGCCGGUGCUCGAGCGCUGGAGCUGCUCACUUGCAAUGGCUGAAAGGUCAGAUCGAUGUUGUGCUGGAGAAGAUGAGAAAUCUUUUUCGGCAACUGUCAGCCAAGCAAUCGGAUUCUCUCACGGCCUCGAUCGACAAGUUCUGGCCGUUCUCCGACUCCCUGCUGCAGCUCUUUGCUGAGACCACAAAACAGGAUCUCGUCAUGAACAACUAUGUUGUGCGAGCCAAGGCUAUCAAGACGGGUGGCGCUCGAUCGGUGGCCCCAAGUGCAAAGCCUGCUGCGAAGGGCAAGAAUGGCCCGAAGGAGAAGAUCAAGGAGAAGAAGGAUCGCAAGGUCAAGAAGGACAAGCCGAAGCGUGCUGGCAAGAAAGCGUAG